Metarhizium brunneum ARSEF 3297 is the source of this 363-nucleotide messenger RNA. RefSeq names its product Zinc finger protein bud20 (gene bud20). Gene Ontology annotation, molecular function: nucleic acid binding; zinc ion binding. The record is from RefSeq and is a predicted model, not a curated record. Lineage: Eukaryota; Fungi; Ascomycota; Sordariomycetes; Hypocreales; Clavicipitaceae.
AUGGGCGUCGGAAACAAACGCACAAUCACAAAGACGAGGAGGAAAACCAGAGAUGUAGAUCAAAUCAAGGCAGAUUUGUUAUCAUCAAGACAUCUGGCGCAAUUCAAAGAUACCAAAGCGGCUGAGGACCUUCCAGGUCUCGGCAGGCACUAUUGUAUUGAAUGCGCCAAGUGGUUUGACCGAGAGAGUACUCUGAAUUCUCACAGGCGCGGCAAACCGCACAAGCGCAGAGUCAAACAGCUGCGCGAAGAGCCCAGUCCAGAACCCCAAAGAAUGCCAGGGCUCGAUGCAGAGUCGCAAAUCGAUAAUCGGCAUGACAACGUUGAACAUGAUGCCUCCGGAGACAUGGAAAUGGCCACAUGA